Messenger RNA from Cyclopterus lumpus (lumpfish), 5777 nucleotides. It is a transcript of the gene mib2, whose product is annotated as mindbomb E3 ubiquitin protein ligase 2. Gene Ontology annotation, biological process: protein ubiquitination. The record is from RefSeq and is a predicted model, not a curated record. Lineage: Eukaryota; Metazoa; Chordata; Actinopteri; Perciformes; Cyclopteridae. Gene Ontology annotation, cellular component: cytoplasm. Gene Ontology annotation, molecular function: protein binding; ubiquitin-protein transferase activity; zinc ion binding. The transcript has 19 exons. Bases 423 to 3302 code for a protein of 959 amino acids.
GCGAAGGCAGGGGACACCCUGGACAGGCCGCCAGUCCGAAAUCAAACCUAAGAGUUGUUAUGUUUAUUACGGGGAGCACGUGAAGGCAGCAUUUGUAGUGACGUAGUGCACGGGGCGUGUUGACAUGGCGGUGCGCUGCCAAACCUUCCAAUGUAACGCUUAUUUGUCCUAAAACAAGCUCCUCUCCGCGGCGGACAGCGACAUGGGAUCACAUUUGACCUCAAAGUAGACAUUGUGCACAGAGGCCCGUCACCCCCGACCUGUUCCCGGAAACUCCCCUGUUGCCGUCCCUGCCCGUGAUAUCGUCCACACGGGCCAGCCACGCUCGGAAGCCCCGGAGGCGCAGCAGCAGCGGGUGUGAAAGCGCUGCCAGGCCUCGGCCGGUGUGCUCGGCCCCCGGGCCGGGCCCCAGCAGAGGCAGCAUGGAGGUGGGCAUGCGCGUGGUACGCGGCCUCGACUGGAAAUGGGGAAACCAGGACGACGGCGAGGGCCACGUGGGCACUGUGGUGGAGAUCGGGCGGCAGGGCAGCACCACGACGCCAGACAAGACAGUGGUGGUGCAGUGGGACAGCGGCACACGGACCAACUACCGCACCGGCUACCAGGGUUCCUUUGACCUGCUGCUUUAUGAUAACGCGCAAAUCGGCGUGCGUCACUCCAACAUCAUCUGUGACAGCUGCAAGAAGCAUGGCAUCAUGGGAAUGCGAUGGAAGUGCAAGGUGUGCUUCGACUAUGACCUGUGCACACAGUGUUACAUGAACAACAAGCACGACCUUGGCCAUGCUUUCGAGCGCUACGAGACGGCUCACUCCCAGCCAGUGAGCUUGGCACCGAGGCAGAACCUCCCACGGAUCAUCCUCAAAGGAAUCUUCCAGGGGGUUAAAGUGGUUCGUGGACCUGACUGGGAUUGGGGCAACCAAGACGGCGGGGAGGGUAAGGUUGGGAAGGUAGUGGACAUUCGUGGCUGGGACACAGAGUCGGGUCGCAGCGUGGCCAGUGUCACAUGGUCCAAUGGCACCACCAAUGUCUACCGAAUGGGCCACAAGGGCAAGGUUGACCUCAAAUAUGUGUCUGACGGCCAAGGAGGCUUCUAUUACAAAGACCACCUACCAAAGCUUGGAGAGCAUGCAGAGCUGCAACGCCAGGAAAGUGCUGAGGGCCACUCCUUCCAGCAGGGCGACAAGGUCAAAUGUCUCUUGGAAAUGGAGAUCCUGCGACAGAUGCAGGAGGGCCACGGAGGGUGGAACCCCAAAAUGGCUGAGUACAUUUGCCGGAUCGGGACCGUACAUAGAAUCACUGACCGAGGAGACGUCAGAGUCCAGUACAGCAACAACAUCCGCUGGACUUUCCAUCCUGGGGCUCUCACCAAGGUGAACACUUUUGGAGUUGGCGAACUAGUAAAAGUAUUGGAGGACAUCGAGAGUGUGAAGAGACUGCAGGCUGGCCAUGGAGAGUGGACAGACAGCAUGGCUCCUGUGCUCGGCCAGGCCGGGAAGGUGUUGAAAGUAUAUGCGGAUGGCGACCUACGGGUGGCGUUCGCAGGCCAGACAUGGACGUUCAACCCAGCGUGCCUCUCGGGCCAGACCUUGGAGGUGGACGCCAACCUCAUGACAGCCGAGAACCCCAACGAAUCUGGAAGUACUGUCAUCUCCGUGUUGGAGAAGCUGCUGUCUCAGUCCACAGAGCAGGACAAUCCCAGCCGGCUGGUCAUUGAGGCAGCACACGGCAGUGCCAACAAAGUGCGGGAGUUGGUGCUGAAGUAUCCUGACAAGGUGGAUAUAAAGAACCAGGGCAAGACUGCACUGCAGGUUGCUGCUCACCAAGGCCACAUGGAGGUGGUGAAGGCCCUGCUGCAGGCCAACAGCUCCAUCGAAGUCAAGGAUGAAGAUGGAGACACAGCAUUGCACUACACUGCCUUUGGUAAUCAGGCAGAUAUCACACGGCUGCUAUUGAGCAAAGGGGCAAAUGUCAACCUCCUGAACAACUCCAUGUGCACGGCGCUCCACAUUGCCGUCAACAAGGGCUUCACCGACGUGGUGCGAGUGCUGACCGAACAUUCAGCUGAUGUCAAUCUCCAGGAUUCAUAUGGGGACACGCCGCUCCAUGACGCCAUUGCUAAAGAUUUCCGAAAUAUCAUCGAGAUCGUGGUCUUGGUGCCCAACAUUGACUUCACACAGCAGAACCACCGAGGCUUCAACCUGCUGCACCAUGCUGCCCUCAAAGGAAACAAACUGGCGACGGAGAAGAUCCUGGCCAGAGCGCGGCAGCUGGUGGACGUUAAGAAGGAGGACGGCUUCUCUGCGCUGCAUCUGGCCUCCCUCAACAACCACCGGGACGUCGCCGAGAUCCUCGUCAAGGAGGGCCGCUGCGAGAUCAACAUCCGCAACAACCGGAACCAGACGCCGCUGCAGCUGGCGGUCACACAGGGCCACACCGACCUGGUGCAGCUGCUGGUGUCCGAGGGCGCCGACGUCAACAUGGAGGACGAAGACGGGGACACGGCCAUGCACGUGGCCCUCCUCCGCCCGCAGCUGGCCAACGUUAUGCUCAGCCCCGCCGUGGGAACCAGCAGCACCGAGGAGAGCAGCGAAGGUUGCUCCUCCACAUCGCUCUUCUGCAGGCUGAGCGCUUCGGGUCUUCUAGGGAACACCGAGCUGAGCGUUGGCUCAGCCAUCGCUUGUUUUCUCGCGCAGGAAGGGGCCGACGUCAACUACGCCAACCACAAGGGAAAGAGUCCCCUGGACCUGGUGGCGGACAGCGCCAUGCUGCAGCUCAUCAAGAGCUUCUCUGAGAAACACAGGUUGCAGCGUCUGCAGGCCAUCACAUGUGGGCAGGGCCUGAGCAGUGCCAGCCUGCGGCGGGUCCACACCACGCCAAACACCAUGACCAACCUGGUUCUUCCCGCGCCACCGGGGCCCAGCGAAUGCCUCAUCUGCUCCGAGCUGGCUCUGCUGGUUCUCUUCUGCCCCUGCCAGCACAGCGUGGCCUGUGAAGAGUGCGCCCAUCGAAUGAAGAAAUGCAUCAAAUGCCAAGUCACAAUCACCAAGAAAAUUAGACACGACCAAACAGAGGUGGACUGCAGCCCCGGCACGGAGAACUCGGAGCAGCACAACCUGCUGGAGCAGCUGCAGUCUCGCUACCGCCAGAUGGAGGAGCGCAUCACCUGCCCCAUCUGCAUCGACAACCACAUCAAGCUGGUCUUCCAGUGCGGACACGCCUCCUGCAUCGACUGCAGCGCCGCGCUCAAGACCUGCCCGAUCUGCCGGCAGACCAUCCGUGAGCGCAUCCAGUUAUUCGUCUGAGCUCCUCUGUCCUCUCAGCUCUUAACAACCCAAAGAGGAUGUCCGACGGGGGCUGGAAAGAAGAGUGGGCUGGGAGGGGGCAGCUGUGACCUUCGAAGACCCAGUGACUCACACCUGCUCAUCCGUCUCCCCCCAUUGAACACUGGCUCAGCCCAUCGGUUGCUUUACCAUAAGACGCUGUGUUACAUCGCUGAGAGUCCACUGUUUGUUACAUUUUGACUAGUUUCCCUCUCGAGCAGCGCAGGCAGGCAGGAACAUGUCGAUAACUUGAACGUAAUUUCCGGUGUCAGGAGCACUGAGCCCGGCGGGAAGCAGGCGAGGCAAAGAUGCGAGUACUUCGAUAGGUAAACCGUGAGGGAAAAAAAAGGUCCCCACCUCGUCUUUUUCCCCCGCUCCCGCCCAGCCUCCACCUCCUGUAAUCUGUCCCAUCUUUGCUGCUUUAAGUGGAUGUCUGUUACCCAUCAUCCUCUCUGGCUGUCCGGCCUCCUCUGUUUACAAGGCUGCGCUUGAAUCAGUCCCCGUCUUCUCGCCCUUCAGCCUGUCCUGUGAAUUAUGUUUGCUCUCAUUUGUACCGAUCUCUUAAUAAUCUGUGUUAGUCUCUGCAGAGGGAGUUGGUAUAACUAAAGGCUCUCUAUAUAGUCCCCAACCACUCGCCUGUAUGCAAGGGGAAAUGCACACUAUAUAUAUGCAUGAAUAUAUGCAUAUUGUAAAGCUGAAAAUGACUGUGUUAUCAUGGGUGAUUUGUCGUCGUUGUAUUAUUUCUCUCGGAUUACAUUUGUGGUUUUUAAUGUAGCGAUCAGUACAGGUUUUUAUUUAUGUGUGAAAGGUGGUGUUACUUAGUAAUGUCCUUUUUUUAAAAAUGUUUUUGGUUGAUGUUUGCUUGGCAAAAAUGUUUUUGUUUCUACUGAACUUCACCCCAAGCCUAUGUCCUCUACUCAGGGUAUCAAAUCAUUGAAAGCACUAGCAUAGUCCCGUCCCCACACACACACAGACACAGACACACAGACACAGACACACACACACACACACACACACACAGUGUGCACUAGUGACUCAAAAUUCACUUUGUCAACCCUCCAAAGUUUCACGGUCAUUAGUGAAAUGAAUGUUUCUAGAAGAGUUUCUGUCAUUUUCCUCCAAAAACGACUCAAAACAAUGUCCUUGAAGCAUCCCAGUCAGCUUGUUGGUGUCCCAGUCUGUGUCACCUGACUGGUGUAAGGACCCCGACGGGCAGUGAAUACUCAUGUUUUGUUAUUCAUCCACCAGAUGCAUUGUAAGAUCGGCAAAAACGUAACGUGUUGCGCCUCUAGUUCCACGUCUGCCUUUCCAAUGGAAUCACCCUCUCUCUCCUCCCCCCUCUCUCUCUUCUCCUCCCCCCCCCCCCCCUCUCCGGUGGAGUUCUGGAUUGUAUAUCAUCUUCAUCCUUUUUAAAGUGUCGGUGUGUUUUCUUGAAGGGCUUACGCAUAUGAAAAAAAAAAAAAAAUACUAUCUAUUUUAAUUAUUUAAUUUAAAUUUUUUUUUUAUUUUAUUUUUUAUAAUAAACUUCCAGAGACGGAAUUUUUUUUUUUUGUCUUCAUUAGAUCCCAAAUUCUGGGAGAGCCAAUGUUUAAGAUGUACAUUUGAAUGUCGGGGAAGAAAAAUGUAUCCUGUCUCGCUUUUUUUUUUUUGUGUAAAGAAAAAAAGAAAAAAGACGUAAGAAGCAGCUGGAGAGACUGAGACAUGAGUUUUAAUUUGAAGAAAGAACUUCUACAUCUGUGCCAAAUCGCAUGAGGAUGUGCAUGGGCAUGCACGCCCACAUUUAGCUAUUAGACGCACUCUGCUAAACCCCCUCCGAGCUCAAAGCGAGGGUUCAAUUAUUCCAGCAGUGUGACGUGAACUAAAAGCAAACUUUGAUAUUUAAUUUAGUUGUAAAUCAGAAGUGUUGUCUCUGCACACUCAGUUCCUGGCGUUGGCCUCCUAACUUCAGCUGGUGUGCUCUGAACCUCCUCGUGUUCUCAUUAAGAGUCACGCAACGCUCACUUCCAAAACAUUAUCAGUCCCAUAUUGAGAUCUCUCUCUCUUUAUAUAUAUAUAUCUAUAUAUAUAUAUAUAUAUAUAUAUAUAUAUAUAUCUAUAUAUCCAAGAGACACGUUUCUUACGGGAGUACACAACCUUUUUAAGGAUUGUCCAUUGGUGUCCCAAGUCGGUGGGUCUCGAGGCAAAGGCAAUAAUGUUUUAGAAAACAAAGGGGAAGAUGUUUGAGUUCUUUCUUUUUCUUUCUUUUUCUCCCCUUGAGGAGGUCUCUCUGAGGGUGGGAAAACAAUUCAUGUAUAAAAACACAAAGCAGCAAAUGUUACUAUUGGUGUUUGUGCAGUUCAGCUCUUGGAGUUCUGAUGUUGGCCUUACUGUCCAUUCCUCCUCUGUUGAUGUUUUUUCAGUUGUAUUCAGUACAAAAAUAUUUUGCAAUAAAUAUGGAACUGUUUUAUAAGGACUUGA